AUGCAGGUGUACAUCGCUUCCCCUUUAACAUUUAAUGUGAAUAAUGGUAAAGCAAAUUUGGAGUACUCUUCACGUUUUUCCCAGAUCGAGGGGCUGGACACCGAAUCAGAUGGGUCUUCUCCAUUUCCUCAUGUAGGUUACAUAGAGGGCAUGUGGGUUGGGUGUAUGCUUCCAAUCUGUGAAGAUGUUUUUGCCAAACAAUCGUGCCCGGUACGUAGUCUAAAAUCAGCAACGGCUUCGAUUCUUGGCCAGUCGGGUAUGUCGGAGAGUGCCACUGUCCACUGUUUCUCCUUUGUUCGAGCUUUAAGUCUUCAUUGUGUGGAAAGACAUCGGCAAAAUCGUUGUCCCCUUCUUAACAAGUGUGUCAACAAGCUCAUUGCCUUUAAUGGCACAGCGACCAGGAAUCCAUUGUAG
Molecule: messenger RNA, 414 nt
Organism: Rodentolepis nana
Lineage: Eukaryota; Metazoa; Platyhelminthes; Cestoda; Cyclophyllidea; Hymenolepididae
Source: the annotation of a GenBank genome assembly